Messenger RNA from Canariomyces notabilis, 1716 nucleotides. RefSeq lists its product as uncharacterized. The transcript has a single exon. The record is from RefSeq and is a predicted model, not a curated record. The coding region runs from base 83 to 1624 and encodes 513 amino acids. Gene Ontology annotation, molecular function: oxidoreductase activity; FAD binding. Gene Ontology annotation, biological process: cytochrome c-heme linkage. Lineage: Eukaryota; Fungi; Ascomycota; Sordariomycetes; Sordariales; Chaetomiaceae. Gene Ontology annotation, cellular component: mitochondrion.
CACACCGUCUCCAUAAUAAUAAGAGGAGAGAUAUCAAGCGAAGACAUACAUUGCUGAUCAAAUAAACCAUGGAUAUCCCAAGAUGACUCGAGCAGCCAUUCAUUACUGUCCUCGCAUCCCAAGGAGGGGAGCAACAACCUGCUGCUUCCUCACCGCAGCGAGACGACCCUCAAACCCACACACAUCAUUUACUUCCGCUAUAAGACAGUCAAUUACACUUCCAAGCGCGCUACAACACCAAUCCCAACGACAACAACAACAUGCAUUUCACACAUCAUCAGCCCGGUUACUCUCCCACCUUACCGAGGAUGACCAACAACAGAAAAGUCAUCAUCACCAACCGCCCCAUAACAACAAGAAAACCCGAACCCACCGAUUCCUCCUCCUCGCCCUUUUGACUCUACCAGCCCUGUCCCUCCCCAUCUUCCUAUCCUCCUCUCAUUUUUUAUCAAAACCCAACACCCUCAACCCAACCACGUUCACGCCCUUCACAAUCACCUCCCGUGAGGAGGUAUCCCCGACAGCCUUCAUCCUGACCGUCGGCCCCCCUUCUUCUUCCUCUGCAGAUGUGAUCCGCCAGGCCUGGCACCAGCUCGGCCUGUGGUCGGUCGAGAUCAAGCAGCCGCAACUGCAAGUCGCAAGGGAAUACACGCCCUUGCCACCGGAGAAUGGUGAUGGGGAUGAGGGGGAUGCGACAAUGCGAUUCCUGAUCCGCCGUGUGCAUGGUGGCGAGGUGUCGUCGUACCUUGCUCGUUUGAGGGUCGGGGAUAUGGUGGAGAUUAGAGGGCCCCGGGGUGGGUUUGAUGUGCGAGCUAGGUUGGGGGUUGGUGGUGAUGGCGGUACUGCUGCUGCUGGUGGUGAUGGUGGUGGUGAUAGGGACCGGACGGAGGAAGGGGGAAGGAGGGAACUUAGGGCCGGCGGAGAGGGGGAGAAGGAGGUGAAGGAGAAGAAGAAGAAGGUGGUCUUCCUGGCAGGCGGGACGGGGAUAGCCCCGGCUCUGCAAGCCGCCAGGCGGAUCUUAUCUGCCCAGCCCACCUCCUCAGGGGUGGAAAUGGAGGUAGUCUGGGCUAAUCGGAGAAGGGAGGACUGUCUUGGCUGCGAAGGGACGCAGGAACAAGGGACAGUGGUGGCCAUGCUGGAGGAGAUGCGCGCCAAGUACGGCGACCGGUUCAGGUACACCUGCACCGUGGAUGAGGAGGGUUCUUUUAUUGAUGCUGGGACGGUCACCCGGGCGACGGGUGUAGCGGGCCGCGGCGCGUCAAACUCGUGGUGGCCGUGGCCCAAGCCCAACAACACCCCAGCUUCGCAACCUUCUGCGCUUUUCAUCGACUCAGACCAGUGCCGCUACCACUCGGCUAAAAGGCUGGUCGUGUCUGCUGAUCAAGACCCCCCCGCUGGCACGGAGAGCGAGGAGUGUCGCUGCGUGGAUAUCGAUGGCAGCCGUGUUAAAGGGGGGAAGAAUCUGCUGAUCGUGUCUGGCCCGGACGGCUUCAUCGCUAGGUACGUCGGAGCCAAGAUGUGGGGGGAUGGGAAGGAACUGCAAGGCCCUGUCAAGGCCAUGGUUGGCGAACUCAGGAGGAAAUACCCAAGUCUUGCGGACGAGUGGCUGGUUUUGAAGAUGUAGAACGGCGUCUGUACUAUAUGUGUACAUUACCAUGGUCGUAGGGGUGCAUAGAUAUACGCGGAUCAAUGUCAAGAUCGCUAUCAAAGCUACAC